GUUGUGGUUGGAAUUGUUGGAAUAUCAAUAUUGAAUAUUGAUGGACAGAAGGACAGCUCAUGGCAUGCCGGUUAUUUAUAUUUAUACCAAUAUUUUACUUUUCGUAAAAUUCGUGAAAGAAAAUGUAUUGAUAUAUUUAAAGUGUGUUAAUGAAUGUUAGAACAGUGAACAUUGGUUGUACAAUAAUCAAAACCUUAAACUUUUGUUAAGUAUGUGUCGGAUAUUAAUAAUUUCUUUUCUAAUAAAUUUAUUCUUAUUAGAAAAGGCUACUGGCUUAGGAGAAAUCAUAUAUGCCAUAAAUGCAGGUGGUCCAGCCCAUACCGACAUAUAUGGCAUUCAUUACGAAAAGGAUCCGUUGCAAGGAAGAGUAGGUACGGCGUCUGAUUACGGGAAACAACUUGUUAUGAUAGGGAGAGUCAAUUCAAAAGAUGAAAUAUUAUAUCAGACAGAGAGAUACCAUCACAGCACGUUCGGUUACGACAUUCCGGCCAGUAAAGACGGAGACUACGUGCUUGUGCUCAAGUUUAGUGAAGUAUACUUUAACACGCCGAAUAUGAAAGUAUUCGACGUUGUUCUGAAUGGAGACCACACAAUAGUAGCAGAUUUAGAUAUUUUCAAUAAAGUUGGACGUGGAGUAGCACAUGAUGAAUAUGUACCAUAUUCUAUAAAAAAUGGAAAAUUAUAUUAUAAUGAUGAAGAGUCAGAUAUACGAGGAGGUAAAAUUAAAGUUGAAUUUAUUAAAGGCUAUAGAGAUAACCCGAAGAUUAAUGCUUUGUAUGUCAUGAGGGGAACAAUUGAUGAAGUGCCCAAGCUACCUCCAAUAGUAUGGCCUGAGACUGAAACCGAAGAACCUAGGGAAGAAGUAGAAGAGAAAUCUACUAAGUCCCGUCGUGCAAGUGGUCCUAAGCAACCUGAUCCUUACUCAAUGGAAGACAACUCUGUGUUGAUACCUGUUUUUAUUACAAUUGGUGCUUUUAUACCAUUAUUAUUUUGUCUCUGCAAACUAUAACCAAUAAUGACAUGUUGUGUUGUUGUUAAUAUAUGUUUUAUAUGCUGUAAAUUAAUGUUUAUGUAAUUCA
This is a messenger RNA of Vanessa atalanta (red admiral), 1079 nucleotides long. RefSeq names its product malectin-A. The record is from RefSeq and is a predicted model, not a curated record. The transcript has a single exon. Gene Ontology annotation, cellular component: membrane. Bases 212 to 1009 code for a protein of 265 amino acids. Gene Ontology annotation, molecular function: carbohydrate binding. Lineage: Eukaryota; Metazoa; Arthropoda; Insecta; Lepidoptera; Nymphalidae.